AUGGCAGGCACAUUGGAUGUUGCCAAGAUCUCCGAGUACUUCAGGAACAAGAGCGUGCUCAUCACUGGAGCCACGGGCUUUCUUGGCAAGAUUCUAGUGGAGAAGAUACUGAGGGUGCAGCCAGACGUGAAGAGGAUCUACUUGCCGGUGCGGGCGGAAAAUGCUGCGGCGGCAAAGCAGCGGGUGGAGAAAGAGGUGCUAGGUAAGGAGUUGUUCGGGCUGCUGCGUGAGCAGCACGGCGCCGGGUUCGACGUCUUCGUCGCGGAGAAGGUGGUGGCGCUGGCCGGUGACGUCACGUGCGAGAGCUUCGGCGUCGAAGCUGAGAUGCUACGGGAGCUCCGGCUCACGGACGAGCUCAACGUGAUUGUCAACGGCGCCGCCACAACAAACUUCUACGAAAGGUACGACGUGGCCCUAGACGUGAACGUGGUGGCGGUGAAGCACAUGUGCAACUUUGCCAGGAGGUGCCCCAACCUCGAGGUGCUCCUCCAUGUUUCCACGGCCUACGUGGCCGGCGAGAAGCAGGGGCUAGUCCCAGAGAGGCCGUUCUGGGACGGUGAGACACUGAGGAAUGGGACCCACCUCGAUAUCGAUGCCGAGCUAAGGCUGCCCAGGGAUCUGAGGAAUCAGAUGGAGGUCGACGUAGACAUGGACUCGUCGCCCAAGGCCCGUAGGAAAGCCAUGAAGGACCUCGGCCUCACAAGGGCAAGGCACUUUGGGUGGCCCAACACGUACGUGUUCACUAAGUCCAUGGGGGAGAUGAUGUUGGGCCAGAUGAUGCGAGAGGGCAAUGUGCCAUUCGUUAUCAUCCGACCCAGCAUUAUCACCAGCGUCCAGAACGACCCACUGCCAGGGUGGAUAGAAGGCGCCAGGACAAUAGACGCGAUCCUGAUUGGGUACGCGAAGCAGAGCCUAUCGUGCUUUCUGGCCGACCUCGACCUCACCAUGGACGUGAUGCCGGGGGACAUGGUGGUGAAUGCAAUCAUGGCGGCGAUGGUUGCCCACGCCUCCUCUUUGCGGUCGUCGGAGUUGAAGAAGCCACAGCAGCAUCCUCACUCGUUCCCAGUGGAACCGUUCGUGUACCACGUGACCUCGUCGAUGCGGCACCCGGUGCCGUACGGGGUGCUGUACCGGACAGGGAUCCGAUACUUUGAAAAGCACCCGCGGGUUGGUCCUGACGGCUGCGCCGUGCGCACGCGCAAGGUUCGAUUCCUCGGCAGCAUCGCGGCGUUCCACCUCUUUAUGGUGCUCAAGCACCGGCUCCCACUUGAACUCCUCGGCCUGCUCUCACUCCUCUGUGGCGGCCACUUCGGCCUCGCGGCCCUGUACCACGACCUCGCCCGCAAUUACAGGUUCGUGAUGCAGCUUGUGGACCUGUAUGGGCCCUUCUCACUCUUCCAGGGCUUCUUCGACGACGUCAACCUCAACAGGCUCAGGCUAGCUAUGGCUGACGAUCCCGCCGGUGCCGGUGGAUUGUUCAACUUUGACCCAAAGACGGUUGACUGGGACGACUACUUCUACAGGGUCCACAUCCCUGGGGUCAUGAAGUAUAUCCUCAAGUGA
This is a messenger RNA of Triticum turgidum subsp. durum (durum wheat), 1563 nucleotides long. The record is from the annotation of a GenBank genome assembly. Lineage: Eukaryota; Viridiplantae; Streptophyta; Magnoliopsida; Poales; Poaceae.